AGAAAGGAGACAAGAGGAGGAAGCGAUGAUGCUGUUGGAGGCGGAGUCAGGCGGAGGGAGGGGAUCAACGCGGAGGCUGGCACGCGGAAGAAGAAUGGAGUUAAGAGGAAGAGGCUCCGGCUGAAGGCAAACCCCCCCCCACCCCACCGGCGGGAGACACACUUGUUGAACGUCAUCCUCUCCGCCAGCGUUUCCCGGUCUUCCCAGUUUGGUGCACUCCGCGCGCGCCCGUUGCAGCCUCCGGUUGGGAUCUACCUCAUCUUUUAUUCAUCAGGCCUCGUGAGCUCCAGGAAUCCACGCGGCGCCGCUGUCUGCGGGCGGAGGAGGGGAGGCGGGGACACGACCGGCGGCUGAGCUCCGUCCGUCUCGAGUCGGAACUGCAGGUUCGGCGCACGCGGACACCUUUCCCAGACUAGUUUGCUCGCGCGCGUCUGGCUUUCCGGAUCCUUCUAGGACACCCCCCCCCCUCCGCGCAGCACCGCUGGCUCCAGCCGUGGAGCGAAUCCACGCGGAAACGCUACGUCACAUCCACCGCCUCGCGGCUUCGUGUCGGACCGAAUCUGUUUAGAGGGAAAAGUCCCCGAACACCCCGUCUGCCCCCCCACCCCGGCCGGCGGGAUGACUCCGUGCUCGGGGGGUGGCGUUUGUUAGAGGCUUCCUUCCUCCACCGCGGGACUAGGCUCGGAUUUGGGGGCAUGGCUGACCCGGGGCGGGACGUCACGGACCACCGGAGCCCGCAGACUGUGAAGAAGUCGCCGGGGCUUCGGCCCCGGUACCCGAGCUCCGCGCCGGGUCACCGCUUCCGGAAGGUGACCCUCACCAAGCCGACCUUCUGCCACAGCUGCAGCGACUUCGUCUGGGGGCUCGCGGGCUUCCUGUGCGAAGUCUGUAACUUCAUGUGUCACGAAAAAUGCCUGAAGACCCUGAGGACGGUCUGCUCCUGCAUGGCGCCCUCGCAGGUCCAGGUGCCGGUGGUUCAUUGCUUCGGUCCGGCUGGUCAGAAGAAACGCUUUUGCGGCGUCUGCAGGAAACAGACGGAGGGAAGCUCGGCGCUGCGGUGUGAAGUGUGUGAGCUGCACGUCCACGCUGACUGCGCCCCCUUCACCUGUGCAGACUGUCGCUGCUGUCACCUGGACGGCACUCUGGAUGGAGCUCAGGAAACCUUCCACCACCACUGGAGGGAGGGGAACCUGCCGUCAGCAUCCAGGUGUGAAGUCUGCCGCCGCUCCUGCAGCUCGUCUGAGGCCAUGGUGGGGAUGCGAUGCGAGUGGUGCAGCGUGACGACGCACCCCUCCUGUUACCACAGCGUGCCACUAGAGUGCGCUGUGGGGCGCCUGCGCUGCAUGCUGCUAAAGCCCGCCUGCGUUCGCCUGGACUCCAGAAACUUCAGUAAGAUGCACUGUUAUCGGAUCACGGAGAGCUGCGGGCAUGAGCCGGAAACCUUUGAUGACUCUGAUCAGGCCGCAGCAGCGCCCAGAGACCUGCAGCCAGCACCUGCAGAGUCCGGAAAGCAGCUCCUCAGGGUGUUUGACGGAGACGACGGUGUUAACAGAGGCUUUUACCGGCUGGUCCCCCUCUGCAGAGCCAUGAGGAACGAGGAACUAGUGGAGGCGGCUCUCAGGGCGUUCUACCUGCCUGGGGAUCCGCAGAACUUUGAGCUGGAAGAGGUCAGCGCUUCCCAAAGUGACAUCACAAACCGGAACGGCAGCGGGCCAGAUAACCGCAGCUCUCUGAAGGACGGCGGUGAAUCCUGGCUGCUGAGGGCCAAACCACGAGACAAAGACCUCAUCCAGGUGUAUGUCAGCUUGCCCAGAGUGAGAGAUACGCACGUGAGCGUCUGCGUCUCAGUGCGGAGCACGGUGGCGUCCGUCAUCGGGGAGGUCCUGUUCCAGCUGGACAAACAGGCUGAAGAGGUCUCACGGUUCCGUCUGCUGGAGGUCUUCAUGGGUGGGAAACAAGUGCAGAGACAGACGCUGAUGUCGGAGGAGAACAUCCUGGAGAAACUGCGGGACAUCAGAAAGGUGUCGCUUCGGCAGAUGAAUCAGACCAGGUUCUACCUGGUGGAGAACCAGAACCUGGCCGUGAACGUGAACCUCCUGAUAGGAGGACUGCCCCCCCUGCUGACCACAGAGCAGUACCUCCAGCUGAUCCAGGAACACCUGGCUAUCAAGAGUCACUUGGUCACCGUCAGCCAAAUCUAUAGCAGCCAAGGUGCAGCCGAGCUGCAGGUUUCCUGUUUCUCUGAGGCAGAGAGGAUCUACAUGCUGGCCAGAGACACCUCCUGCAACAGCAAGACGCUCAGCUCACUGGUGGUCCCACAGAUCCAGAUAAACAAACUGGAGCGGGACGUCAGCCCCCUGCUGGUGUUCGUCAAUCCGAAGAGCGGCGGUUUGAGGGGCCGAGAGCUCCUGUACAGCUUCCGGAAGCUGCUGAACCCUCACCAGGUCUUUGACCUGUCUAACGGUGGACCUUUGGUGGGCUUUCACACCUUCAGAGAGGUCCCCAGGUUCCGGAUCUUGGUCUGUGGGGGGGAUGGAACCGUUGGCUGGGUUCUGGGAGUUCUGGAGGCAGUGAGACACAAACUGGUUUGCAGAGAGCCCCCCAUCGGCAUCGUACCACUCGGGACAGGCAACGACUUGGCUCGAGUUCUGCGCUGGGGGGCAGGAUACAGCUGCGAGGACCCACACAGCAUUCUGGUUUCUGUUGAUGAAGCUGAUGAGGUUUUGAUGGACCGCUGGACCAUUCUUCUGGAUGCUCAGGACAUCUCAGAAGACAGCAAGGACCAUAACUAUCUGGAACCCCCCAAGAUUGUCCAGAUGAACAACUACUUUGGCCUGGGCAUUGACGCAGAGCUCAGCCUGGACUUCCACCAAGCCCGAGAGGAUGACCCGGAUAAAUUCACCAGCAGGUUCCAUAACAAAGGCGUGUAUGUGAAGGUGGGUCUCCAGAAGAUCAGCCACUCCAGGAGUCUGCACAAAGAACUGCAGCUUCAGGUGGACAACCAGAACGUCCCGCUGCCCAGCAUCGAGGGGCUGAUCUUCAUCAACAUCCCGAGUUGGGGUUCUGGUGCCGAUCUGUGGGGGUCAGAGGUCGACGGUCGCUUUGGGAAGCCACGCAUUGACGACGGCCUGCUGGAGGUGGUGGGGGUCACAGGGGUGGUGCACAUGGGUCAGGUGCAGAGCGGCCUGCGCUCCGGCAUCCGCAUCGCUCAAGGGAACUACGUCAGGUUGACGGUCAGCAAGCCCACACCUGUGCAGGUGGACGGGGAGCCGUGGAUCCAGCCCCCCGGCAUCAUCAUCAUCUCUGCCGCGGGACCAAAGGUCCGCAUGCUGAGGAAGUCCAAGCAGAAGCAGAAGAAGUCUUCAUCAAGCGUCAGAGACGGCCGGUCCGAGAGUCCGUCCUCCAGAGACGGCCAGCACUGAGCCGGAAACGGUUUGAGUCCUGAAGCUGUGGAGCACCGGGCAGCAAGUCAACCCACAAACAGAAGGAGGUCCAACUCCCCAAGAUCAGGAGGACGAGGAGCUCCCGAUCCCUUUGACCUCCUGGCCUGGUUACUGGAAGAUGCCGGCUGCUGAGAACCAGGCUCCUCCAGGCGCGUCAUCGGAGCGUCUGAACUCGGCGUGGGCCAAACUGACGGGCAGCUUCCUUCCCCAACGCUGACUUUAGAAAGGUUCGCUUUGGUUCAGACAAAGGUCACGGGUGUGGCGACCUCCGUCCAGAACAGUGACGAGCUGCUGAAACCUGCAGAGAUUCUUCUGGAAAACAGACGGACGGAUGAACUAAGGCGGAGCUUCGGAGAAGACGUGGAGGACGUCCAUCCCUGCAGGCGUCAUUCCUAAAAUCCAGUCUGUUUGGUUAACUUGCUGCUCAGGAUCUGUCUGUUUCUAGGAUCAUCUCAGAGUGGGAACAGAAUUUACAUUAUUGAUCAGAAUUUAACGAGGUUUUGUGUUUAUUUAAAAACUGAACAUCUUACUAAAGCUUACUGAGGAUAUUAGCUGAAUGGCUCUGGAACUGACCAAUCAAAGGAAGCUAAAUCGUCUUGGGGGCGGGGCUUGUAAACCUUCACUCUGUCUUUUCCUGACAUAUUAGGGGGAGAAUUGGUUUGAGACCAAUUAUUCACAAAACAAGCUUGACACUUGCAGGCUGAAGCCAUUUGAGAUUAGGUUCAGAGAUAUGAAACCAGGGUUCAGAGGAGGAUGCCGUUACCGUGACAACCUGGACUGAAAAAGCUUUGAGCUGCUGUCUUUGUUGCCCUCCAGCCAAACUUCAUCUGUAGAUUGAGGUCCAGGUCUUUCCUUUCACUGGGAUCAGCCGGUCUGAUCUGUAGAUCCGCUCCGAUCGUCCUCUGAUCCGUUUCCAAAGCGUUCCCGUGGUUCUUUCAUGACCAUGAUGCCGUUUUUAGACAAAAUCCCCAAACCUGUUCUUUUCUAGGACAUCAGUUCAUUUGAAAUUCCCCUCUGACUUGUGGGCGGGGCUGUCGGUGCAGAUUAAGCCCGCCCCCCCUCAUACCCCCAACUUAACGUCAGUGGUGCAUCAGAAACAGCAGCAGCAUCAGAUCCAUCCAUCUGUCCGGUUCUGAUCCAGAUUCCAGCUCAGACCAGGAAAACACAGACGUCCAUGGAUCUGUUGGUCUGCAGGUGGAUGAUCGGAAAGGGGCGGAGCAGGGAGACUUUGGCCCCGCCCAUUGUAGCUACAUCACUGCUACAAGCUUUUUCAAACUGCAUAUUUUCGUCUGCUCCGGAUUUUCAACCAUUUAAUUAAAGAAAUACUCAGAAAUGCAGUUUAAUCUAAAUUUUCUUUGUAAAUGUCAUCAGAAUAAUUCUACCUGUUAGAACCAAACACACAGUUUUCAUUAGAGGGUCUUUAAAUUCCAGGUGGUCUCCUGGUUUCACUGGCAUUGGCCUGCCUGCAGAAGACGCGUCUCUCUUAGGACGGAUUCUAUCAAAGCUUUUCUUCGUGGUUCCUUGGAGUGUUGUGACUGUUCUGGCUGUAAUCUUGGGUUUUGGUAAAGCAGUUGCGACGUUUUGGUGCUGACCACCACAGUUUGAAGUCCUGUGCUCCUCUGGAGGUGGGAGUGUUGUGUCAAAGCCUCAGAGCUCGUUUGUUGGACCAGCGUGAGCUCUGCCUGCGUUUGGACAACAGGGGGCGGCAGUGAGCGGCUUCCCUGUAGAUGAGACGUCAUCGUGGCUGAAGCUCUGUAGUGCUUCCCUCCUGCCUGCAGUCAGAUGCCUGCAGCCAUCACCAGUAGAUGCCUUUCUUUUCCCAUCAUGCCUGCACAGCUGUUGGGGGUUCACAUUACAGAGGGUGCUCAUGGGGGGGCGCAGACAGGAAGCACACACUAAUCGUUUUUUCUCCGCAUUAAUGUCGUCUUUGGGAUUUUACAGUUAAGUUUUUAUCUACAGUAAGGAGACCAGCUGCCCCCCAGGUCCUAGCUCCUGCACCAUAUUCACAACUCUUUCAAGUUUAAAUCUGAUUUAGUGAAAAUCCUGAAGAUAUUUGUGUUAAAUUGUGUGGAAACAAAGACACAAAAAGCAUUAGUGAUUUUCAGUCAUAGUGCAGUCGGGGGCUCCUCUUCAUAUUGACACUGCCGUUCACUUUGUGAUGUUGCUGCUUUUAUCUCUGCUUUCACCUCUGUUGUGAGUGUGUGGCUCCGCCCCCUCAGGCUGCCGGUGGGUGGAGCCUCGCUUCAGUGUGUCGCGAUGAUGUGUGUGGUGCCGCUCUCGUGCCUCAGAACAUCCUGCAGAUGUUUUAAUGUUUGUACUUACGGUCUUAGAUGACGUGGAUAUUUCUGCACACAGACGCUGUUUUUAUUUUCAGCUGUGAUGGUUAAACUGUAAAUUGCACUAAUUGUUUCCCAGAUUCUCCUAGAUGAGAUGUUUGGACUCAUGCUGAACGUCGUCAUCACUAAAGUGGAAUGUUGGUGUUGUAGACAUUUCUCUGCAGAAUUUCUGUGUGUGAAAUCACAUUAAAAGAAAUACUAAACAGUG
This is a messenger RNA of Oryzias latipes (Japanese medaka), 5987 nucleotides long. It is a transcript of the gene dgkq, whose product is annotated as diacylglycerol kinase theta. The record is from RefSeq and is a predicted model, not a curated record. Gene Ontology annotation, molecular function: ATP-dependent diacylglycerol kinase activity. Gene Ontology annotation, cellular component: membrane. NCBI's taxonomy places the organism in Eukaryota, Metazoa, Chordata, Actinopteri, Beloniformes, Adrianichthyidae. Gene Ontology annotation, biological process: phospholipase C-activating G protein-coupled receptor signaling pathway.